AUUGACAGAUAAUUUUCUUGUGGUGCCGAUGCCGACGUCCCACACAAAUCAUCCGAAUUCGUUUUGGAUUAUUUUACUAUUUUGUGUUUAAAUUGAUCGAAUUUCUUAAUUGAAAAUAAACAAUAAGUGUAUACACUAUGGCUUUGCCAGCAAAUUAUAAACAAAUUGCACUCAAUUUACCCUCAGGGCCUAGUGGAUCUGGUGGUCAUAUGCAGUCGUCUGCCGUUCCCGCAUCGUUCAACAUUCUUAAAGAAAGGCUCAGAGCGUCUGGCGGUGGAAGUAGUUCCGAGAGGAAUAAAGAUACCACACCGAUUUUUACGCACAGUAAUCAUGGGAAUCCGGCAUUUACUCCACAGAAGACUGGAAAAUCAUCAAAAAAUCAAACUGAAUCUCGAGCUCCAAAACCUCCUAAACCACCAGAGAAACCGAUUUUACCAUAUAUGCGCUAUUCGAAGAAAGUUUGGGACAGUGUGAAGUCAGCUAAUCCUGAACUCAAGUUAUGGGAACUUGGCAAGAAAAUCGGAUCGAUGUGGAAAAAUGCAACAGAUGCAGAAAAACAAGAAUUUAUUGACGAAUAUGAAGCUGAAAAGGUUGAAUAUGAAAAAGCCCUGAAGGCUUACCACAAUUCACCAGCGUAUUUGGCUUUCAUUGCAGCUAAAAACAAAACUAAACCUGCUAACCCAGACACUGAUGUCCAUGAGACUCCAUCACGUUCAAGUGGCAAAGGACAACAGGAACGUAGAAUUGACAUUCAACCGGCUGAAGAUGAGGAUGAUCAAGACGAUGGUUAUUCCUUUAAACACGUGGCCUAUGCCCGUUUCCUACGAAAUCAUAGAUUAAUCAAUGAAAUAUUUUCGGAUGCGGUUGUUCCUGAUGUUCGUUCGGUUGUCACUACGCAUCGGAUGCAAGUAUUAAAGAAGCAAGUUAGCUCCCUGACAAUGCAUCAGACAAAACUCGAAGCUGAACUGCAACAAAUGGAAGAGAAAUUCGAGACAAAAAAACGCAAAAUGAUUGAAUCGAGUGAUACAUUUCAGGAAGAACUGAAAAGGCACUGCAAACCAGCUGUGGAUGAGGAGACUUUCCAAAAGAUGGUUCAAAAAAUGUACGAAGAAAUGCGUAAAGAACGCCAAAAAUGUGCCGAUGAUGCACCAAAUAUGUCUCUCAAUCCAAUGCUAAAUAAGCCACCUCCCGUGCGUCCUGAUGAUCCAAAACUUUUUGCUCCCCCUCAAAUGAACAGUCCUGUUCAAAUUCCAUCUAAACAAGGCAUAACUAGUGCUGAAAGUACCAAAAUGGAACCUGAGCCUAUGGAAAUAGAACCCACUUUGAAACCAUCUGUACCACCACCGGCCAGCAAACCAGAUAAACCAAAACCUGUUCCGACCAAAGAACCUGGAUCGGAAAGUCCCAAAAAGGCAGCGGCAAAUGCACGUAAGAAUGAGCCUUGGGGAGAGAGACCUCCUUUAGAGUCACAAUUAACACCGCCACCUCCGCAAUUACCGGCUCCCAAAGAACCAAUAGCUGAACCAACAGCAGGUGGCGCUCCAGGUGGUGCCCCAGUACCUCAAAAUGUCAGUUUAAGUCCAAGCUUGAAUAUGCGUCCUCCUUCUACAACUCCCCAACCACCUCCAAUUCAACCCCAACAACAAAACUCUCCCAUGCCACAUGGUCUACCACCACAGGUACCACAUACUGCUCCGCCGCAGUUGCCUCCUGUGCCACAACCACCAAGCACAGAACCCUCUACCGCUCCGCAACCACCACAACAACCACAACAACCGCAACAACCACAACCACCGGCACCACAACCACCAACAAGUGUGCAACAAACUUCGGCGGCAAUUCAAUCCCAUCAUCCACCACCGCCGCCGCAGCAUCACCUCCCACCUCACAUGGCUGGGCAUCCGUCUUUGCCGGGACACCCUAGCAUGCCCCAAUCUGGUUAUGGUGGCUAUGCACCCACUGGGGGACCUCACAGGUCGCCUUACUACCCGCCUCAAUAUGGUGGCCAUCCUCCUCAAGCAUACGGUCAAUAUCCUCCGUAUCCUUAUCAUCAGCAAUACGGACCUCCUCCGCCACCUUCGCAUUAUAUGAGCCCCCGUCCGCCACAUGGGCCACCACUUCAUUACCAAGAUCAUUCCUCUUCUCCGGGGCAACAGCAACCUCAUGGGCCGCAUGAAGGUCAUCAUCCAGGCUAUACACCUGCUCAAUUAAAUGCUACUCCUCCAAUGCAACAACAACAACAGCAGCAACAACAACAAAGUUCUUCAUCUUCAAUGCCCCCAGGAGCUCCACCUUCUGAAGGUGCUAAACGUGAAAUGGAUACCGAUGCUGAAAAAAAAGAUUCUGAAUAAUUUGGUAUGGGUUAAGAUUCAAUUUAUUUUUAGGUUGAGAUUUUCGAAAAUGAUUUUAGGAUUGUUUUAUUUUAAUCAAAAAUUAUGUACAUUUUAACUAAAAGAUGAAGAUCAUACCAUAGUCCUAUAGAUUUUGUUGCAUUCUAAUCAAAUAAAUAUUCACUAAGAUACAUUUUUGGUAAUACAAA
This is a messenger RNA of Eupeodes corollae, 2539 nucleotides long. Its product is annotated as SWI/SNF-related matrix-associated actin-dependent regulator of chromatin subfamily E member 1-like. NCBI's taxonomy places the organism in Eukaryota, Metazoa, Arthropoda, Insecta, Diptera, Syrphidae. The transcript is spliced from 10 exons. Gene Ontology annotation, cellular component: SWI/SNF complex. Gene Ontology annotation, biological process: negative regulation of DNA-templated transcription. The record is from RefSeq and is a predicted model, not a curated record. Bases 138 to 2351 code for a protein of 737 amino acids. Gene Ontology annotation, molecular function: nuclear receptor binding; nucleosomal DNA binding.